UUUCAAAUUCACUUGUUGGACCAUGGAUCAUGCCAAGGCGUUCCUGGACCUGUUGGGGUCGUCUAGCGAUGCCAUCUCGGAUGCGCAAGUCCGAGAUUCGUUCCGAGCGGAAUACGACAAGCUUCCUGCGGUGAUCAAUGACCUCGUCAGCGACGGCCGCAUCAAGAUCUUCCAACAAGGGUCGAACUUGAUGUAUGGCUUGGUGGCAAAGGAAGAAGCGGAACGCAUGCGUGGCCUCACGGUCGAGCAACGGGGCGUGCUUCAUGAGAUUGAAAAGGCGGGCAACAAAGGCAUUUGGACGCGCGACAUCAAGACAAAAACCAACAUCCCGGAAGUGAUCAUUCGAAAAACGAUCCGUCUGCUCGAGACCCGCCAUCUCGUGAAAGCGGUCAAGUCGAUCAGCCAAAAAAACAAGAAGCUGUACAUGCUCUUCGACCUCGUGCCAUCCCGCGACAUCACGGGCGGGCCCUGGUACAACGAGCAAGAGUUCGACCACGACUUUAUCGACACAUUGCGCAACUUUGUGUGUCAGUUCAUCCGCGCCAAGGGUAUUGUCACGCUCAAGCAAAUCACAGACAAAGUCCACGAAUCUGGCAUUGCCAAGGUGUCGCUCGGCCCCGACGAAAUGAUGUCCAUCCUCAAUACACUCAUCUACGACGACCGCGUCGAGGAGGUCCGCGCGGCGCGGCUCGCGAACGGGGAAUGGCGAGACGUGUCGUACAAAGUAUCGAGGGAAGUGACCGACUUUGACUCGCUGUCAGACACGCCCUGUGGCAUUUGUCCCGUGUUCGAUCAGUGCGCGGACGGCAACAUCAUCUCCCCUGCCACGUGCAUCUACCUCACCAAGUGGUUGGACAUCCAGGACGAGUUUUAAUCCUACAUACUAUCACACCAACACAAAUAUUAGUACUACGAGCUAUGAUCUAAUAGUACUUAGUACUUUCUGUACA
Messenger RNA from Aphanomyces astaci, 950 nucleotides. RefSeq lists its product as hypothetical. Gene Ontology annotation, cellular component: RNA polymerase III complex. Bases 23 to 874 code for a protein of 283 amino acids. The transcript has 5 exons. Gene Ontology annotation, biological process: transcription by RNA polymerase III. The record is from RefSeq and is a predicted model, not a curated record. Lineage: Eukaryota; Oomycota; Saprolegniomycetes; Saprolegniales; Verrucalvaceae.